AAACAGUCACUGAAUUAUGGCUGUCACUGUCAAUCAACGAUUUUGUUAUCGCAAAAAACACGUAAAUUGGGAAAGUCCUACAAUAGUAUACGUGAUAAAUUGUUGAAAACCCAACGAAAUUUGUGAAAAUGGCUUCGAUACCUUUAAUGUACGCCCAAGAAGACUGUGAACUAGGAGGGAAGGAAUCUGUUGAGGAUGACUUUGCAUACCGCAACAAUGUAAUGAAUGCUGAAAGGGAGAUCCGUCUCGCCUUCAUACGGAAAGUCUACGGUCUCCUGACAGUGCAGCUCCUGGCUACGGUCUCCAUUGCGGCUGUAUUUAUGUUUGUUGAGCCCGUACAAACAUUUAUACACACCAAUAAUUGGAUGAUGAUCAUUGCUUUUAUCCUAAGCAUGGGAACUCUGAUUGCAUUGAUCGUGAAACGACGCGAUUCACCCGCCAAUCUGUAUCUCCUGGCUGCAUUUACUGUUAUCCAAGCGUACACCAUCGGCGUUGUCGUGUCAUACUACAACACCAUGGUGGUGUUGCAAGCUCUGGCUUUAACAUUCGCCGUCGUAUUUUCUCUCACACUGUACACGCUUAACUCCAAACGGGACUUCUCAUUCAUUGGAUACAUGCUCGUAGCUGGUUUGACAGUUCUCAUUUUGGGGGGUCUUCUUCAGCUGGUGGUGCAGAGCGCCGCCUUCGAAAUGGCUCUGUCCAUCGUCGGCGCGAUAUUCUUCAGCAUGUUCCUCGUUUACGACACGCACCAGAUGAUGAGGGUCCUGUCUCCGGAGGAAUACAUCUUGGCAACCAUCAAUCUGUACUUGGACAUUCUGAACCUAUUCCUGUACAUACUCAGAAUUUUGAAUGAGUUAAACAGGAAUUAAUGCAUUUAGUAGUCCUUUUGGGAAAAAGGGGGGUAAUUUAUACACAAUCUAUCUAAACAGUUUUCAUAUACUGUAUAUUUCAAUGUUAUUGUAUGCAUAAAUAUAAUAGUAUAUAAUAAGAUCCAGAAAAAUAUAUAUGUACAUAUAUUUUACAAUUUGUAAUCCCCCUACACCCCAAUUGAUAUCGAUGUUUGUCGAUUUAGAAUGUAUUAGAAGAAUGCAUUAGUAACAGUUUACUUAAAAUUCAUAGAGUAGCGACGCGCAAAAUAGUGAAAGCUUUUAUUGUUUAUGUAUAUUCUAAUGUUAAUUAAAUUUAUUGAACUGAGCACCGCUGACUUUUUUCCUCCUUAGUCACUUGUAAAAUUAAAAGUAAAAUAAAAAUUGUUUGUGAUGGGUUUUUUUUCCACUAUUUUUAAAUAACUGAUUUUUUAUUUAUUACUUUUUUUUUCAUACACAUUGUGUCCGUGAAACGAUUCAGCACAUUGAUAAAAUUAUAAUACAAUGUUUUGACGUUGCAAUGAAUAAGUAUAAGAUAUGGUAUUAUUAUUUUUAUUUUCACGUAGGCCGAAAUGAUAUAAGAGAAAACUGUAGAGUCGAAAACAAUAUUAAUAAAUUUUAGUAUAUUAUGUUAAUCGCAAACCAUGAAAAAGACUAAGUGAAAUAAAUUGCAUUGGUGAAUAAUUAAUAUUGUAAUCUAUAUACAUAUUAUAUAAAAAUGAAUUGCUGUUCGUUAGUCUCGGGUCUUGAAUUAUGUGUGGAAGUCCAGAAAAGGUUUAAAAGGUAGAUAAAUAUGAAAAUCCUCGGAAUUAAAUAAAAAUAACAAUUUUGUUUUUCCUUUUGUUUGUUUUAAGUUUAUUUUAUACAAAAGUUUAGGUCUUUUAUUUAUCGAUUGAGGCACUACGAAGUCUGCCGGGUCAGCUAGUUAAAUUAUAAUUGUUGCAGCUACUUAAUCGAUUAUUGAAAUCUAUCUAUAUAACACCAUGAUAUCACGAAACCAAACGAAUAGCUCAGUAUUUGCCUAUUUUUUAUUAUAAUAUUAUUUAGAAAAAAGUGUUUACCCUUUUUUUUUCAGAACAUUGCAUUGUAUGUUGACUUUCGGAUUAUCGUUAUUAGAACCAAUAAAUGUUGAGGUUCGAAUUUGUAUUUAAAUUUUUACUUUGGCUGUGAAUAUAAAUUCUUUUAAAAUUGUUUGAUAUAAAUGUUUUUUUCUUUAUAGCAUAUGUUUUCGAUAUAAUCACACGAUGCUUUGACCGAAAUGUUAUUUGUAUUACACAUAAAUUUAAUAAAUAGUUUGGGAUGGUA
Molecule: messenger RNA, 2171 nt
Organism: Bombyx mori (domestic silkworm)
Lineage: Eukaryota; Metazoa; Arthropoda; Insecta; Lepidoptera; Bombycidae
Product: protein lifeguard 4
Exons: 5
Coding region: 129-869 (246 amino acids)
Biological process (GO): negative regulation of apoptotic process
Source: RefSeq, a predicted model, not a curated record